Bufo gargarizans (Asiatic toad) is the source of this 1591-nucleotide messenger RNA. It is a transcript of the gene SNX20, whose product is annotated as sorting nexin 20. NCBI's taxonomy places the organism in Eukaryota, Metazoa, Chordata, Amphibia, Anura, Bufonidae. The record is from RefSeq and is a predicted model, not a curated record. Bases 281 to 1372 code for a protein of 363 amino acids. Gene Ontology annotation, molecular function: phosphatidylinositol phosphate binding. Gene Ontology annotation, cellular component: early endosome membrane. The transcript is spliced from 4 exons. Gene Ontology annotation, biological process: protein transport.
CUUUUGCAAGGUUUCAAGUCUGCAGCUUACAGACCAUUCCGGCUGCUCCGAGAGGCAGCACACCCAACCAUGUCACCUCCGAGAUCUGGUAACGACUUAUGAAUAUCAAUGUGACUUUCCCUUGCAAAAGGAUCCUUCAGAUAAGGUGUCUACAUAAUACUCAGUUUGCCAACCUUGACAGAAGAAGCAUAAAGUUCUGAUUAUCAAAAGGAAGGAACAAAUGAAGUUCUGGAAGUGAAAAGCACACAUUUGUAAGUCUCUUAGAUAAGGAAAAUACAGCAUGAAUGAAUGCUCCUUGGAAAACGGUGAAAUACCUGAUUCACCAACCUUACCAGAAGAAGCAGAACAUUCCGAAGAGAAAUCAAGUGUGAUAGAUGGGGCUGAAACUCCACAAAGUGGAAGCUACUCAGAUACAUGUGUUUCGUACAAGGAUAAUAUGAAUGCUGAAGGCUCCCAAGAAGAGGGUGAGCUAAUAAGUGAUUUGCCAACCUUACCAGAAGAAGCAGAACAUUCCCAGAAUAAAACUAAUGACAACCCUUCAGGGGGGACUUCUGCACGUCACCAUCACCUCAUGACUACAAGAGAACUUCAGGUUUACUGGAAGAAAGAGAAACACGAAUCAAAACCAGUCAAACUCCUUUUCCAGAUCCACUCCACCCGCAUAGCUGAGGAUUUUCUUUCCAAGUUUGUGAUGUACCAGAUCGUAAUAAUUAAAACAGGAAGUUUUGAUGGAAAGAAGGUCUUCAUCGAGAGAAGAUACUCUGACUUUGAACGUCUUCACAGAAAUUUACUAAAAGGCUUUAGGGAAGAAAUGGAAGAUAUCGUAUUUCCGAAAAAGGUCCUACUGGGAAAUCUCACCGAAGAGAUGAUCAACAAAAGGAUGAUGGCCCUUAAAAAUUAUCUUGAAGAAUUAUAUGCUCUAAAAUGUGUAAGAAGGUCCCAGAAAUAUAUUGAGUUUUUCAUUCAGCCAGAACUGGAAGAAGGAUACAGCUGUAUACGAGGAGGACAGUACAAUACUGCUACAGGUAUCUUCCAACAAGUUGUCUAUCUUCAAGAAAAGUUGGUUGAACAUUGUCCUAAGUUAUUGGUGCCAUCUCUGUGCGCGUUCGUUGUAUGCUAUAGAGAUAUGAAUCAAUCAGAAAUGGCUUACGAGGUUGGGAUGCAAGCCCUUGAACUUCUUGAGAAGCACACCACACACAGAUAUUAUAUGCCAUUACUAGAUACUUUGGUUUCAUUGGCUUAUAAAACAGGCAAAGACUACAUGACUUUACGGGAAAAGAUGAAAACAAAUGAAAUGAAGGAGAGAAGAACAUUUGACUUUGAAAUGCUUACACUAAAGGAGCUUGUGGUGCAAGAGCAUGUUAAAGAUUAAGCCCACAUGAAUCAAAUUCCAAGAAAUUAAUGUAAAAAAAAAAAUAAUUGAAAUUUUAUAAAAAUACAAGCAGUUUUCUCACUGGGCACAGAGCCUCUUAAAGAGGACCUUUCACUAGGAUAAAACAUCUAAACUAACUAUACAGACAUGGAGAGCGGCGCCCAGGGAUCUCCCUGCACUUACUAUUAUACCUGGGCGCUGCUCUGUUCUCCCGGUAUA